UAUGUAUAUACCCACCCCCCCAGUUUGCUUUUUAUUCCAAUACUUCCACAAUACGCUCACCACUAUUGAUGCAGCCAUAAGUAAAGUGGUUGCAAGCAUAGGCUCUGAUAUCAGACUGUUCACAUUUCAGCUUCACUAGUUACUAAAUACGUAAUCUUGGGCAAAUUACUUAAUCUCUCUGUGCACCACUUUCCUCCUAAGACAUUAAAACACAUCUUACAAAAUUUGUGUUAUAACUGAAUAAGAUAAUACGUGUAAAAACAGUGUUUGGUACGUACCAUACACUCAAACAAGUUAUUAAAAGUUAUUUUAAAUAUUAAGACCGCCUUGGAUAGAAUAUUUUGGCCUUACUUAAAAGUUUCAUUUAAAAAAUCCCUACAAAACUAGAAUAUGCUGCAGCUCCUCUACGGAAAAAUUCUGUAAAUAGAAACAUGCUUAAUCUUGAACACGUAACCCUGAUGAUGCUCUCAAUGCUCUCUAACCCCAGCACUUGGCUCACACCUUCAAGUCCUUGGCCACGCUGUAGAGGCUUCUAUAUUCCUAGUACUCAUUCUUCCCCUUUGAUAGCUGAGGGCUUUUUAAAACUUUGUUUUCAUUGAACAAUUGAUCGGGAGAACAUACACUUGUGUACUCUGAGAGACAUCUCAGUUCUACUUUAGCCUACACAUAGGUGAUUAGUCUUAGCUGAUUCCAGCCAAAAAAGGUAAUCAGAAAGGACUGGGGAACCUCCAACAGUAUUUUUCCCGCUGCUGUUUUCUCCACCCACACAAGGCCACCAUUACCCCCCUUUCACAGCAUUUCAUCCAUCUUGCUGGCCCCAUUUUCGUGGGUGACAGCGCUUCUGCUGUGCUUUUUCGGAAUCCUCCAUCACUUCCAGACCUUCCGGGUGCUUUUCUCAGGGUCAGUGGCAUCUUUCUCUAACACGCGACUCCUGACUUGAGUUCUCUUUGAAAAGUUCUCUUUGGGGGAACUAUAAUAUAAACUGCAAAACUGCUGGCGUUGUUUCUUCUUAAAGUAUCAGCGAAGGCCGCUCUUCAAUCCCAGCCUUCCAAUGAGUCAGUGCACCCCCUCCGUCCCAAAUCGCCAAGGGCCCACUGAGCGCAGGCGCCCUCGGGCCCCGCCCCUUUUCGAAGGUUCGGACCCCAUUGGUCCAGAGGCCGGGGGUGGAGCGCCCUAGCCAUCUGGGAGGGGUGAUCAUGUGACUUGCGGGGGUGGGGCUGCGUCGGCUUCUUCCCAGCCCGGCUGAAAGGAUUUGCGUAGCCGGCCUUGUUGGCCCUUACAGCGCCCGGUGGGCGGCCUGGCCCCAACUUCCCUCGCCAAGCCGCGCAAAAGGAGUUUCUCCUGGCUCUCGUCGAUUACCCGGGUUCGCUUUCCUUCCCUUUCCGAAGCUGGGCCCUUACGUCCACCACCGCGGAGACUGCGGCCGCCGGAUUCGAGUGUCCGGAGAGUAACCGGAAGUGUUGUCCCCAGGCCUAGGGGCGGCGCCGGCGGCUGCCAGGGAAAGGGAAGAAUUGAGUAUUGUGACUAGUUCUGGACUAGACACCUUUUGGAGCCAAAAGGAAGGCAGUCUUGAGUCUUUCUAGUUAUGAAUGCUAUUCUCCUUGAGAAAUCAAAUUCUCACAACCAGGAAGUGAAUGUUUUCUUCCAUCUGAAUUCUAGGGUUGGAAAUAGUGUAUGCGAUGCUGGAAACAUAUAGAGGCUCAUGACUGAAAGGCGUGAAACAGAUGUAUCUUCUAAGUUCUUAUCAAGAAAAUGACUACGAAGGCAGUGAUGGGUCAAGAAGACCAGUGGAAAACUCCUUAGGAGAGAGCCAUAGAAAAUGUACACUUCAGAAGAGAGAUGUAAUCAGAGAACUCAAAAAAGGAAACUAUAUCAUGUAUGCCCUCAGAAGGGUAAAAAGAUUUUUAUUCGUGUGCAUGAGAUUACUCAAAUAGAUGAUCAGAUAUAUCAGUGCCUUGAAUGCGAGCAAAACUUCUGUGAAAAUUUAGCUCUUAUUAUGUGUGAGAGAACGCACACUGGGGAGAAACCUUAUAGAUGUGAUAUGUGUGAGAAAACCUUUGUCCAAAGCUCAGAUCUUAUUUCACACCAGAGGAUCCACAAUUAUGAGAAACCUUAUAAAUGUAGCAAGUGUGAGAAGAGCUUUUGGCAUCACUUAGCCCUUUCAGGACACCAGAGAACACAUGCAGGUAAAAAAUUCUAUACAUGUGACAUUUGUGGCAAGAAUUUUGGUCAGAGUUCUGAUCUGCUUGUCCACCAGCGAAGCCAUACAGGCGAGAAACCGUAUCUAUGUAGUGAGUGUGAUAAAUGCUUUAGUAGAAGUACAAACCUCAUAAGGCACCGAAGAACUCACACAGGUGAGAAACCAUUUAAGUGUCUGGAGUGUGAAAAAGCUUUUAGUGGGAAAUCAGAUCUUAUUAGCCACCAGAGAACUCACACUGGUGAAAGGCCCUACAAAUGUAAUAAGUGUGAGAAAAGUUACCGACACCGUUCAGCCUUCAUUGUACAUAAAAGAGUUCAUACUGGGGAAAAGCCCUAUAAGUGUGGUGCCUGUGAGAAAUGCUUUGGCCAGAAAUCAGACCUUAUUGUGCACCAGAGAGUGCACACAGGUGAGAAGCCGUAUAAAUGCUUGGAAUGUAUGAGAAGUUUUACUCGGAGCGCCAACCUAAUUAGGCAUCAGGCAACUCACACUCACACUUUUAAAUGCCUUGAAUAUGAGAAAAGUUUCAACUGUAGCUCAGACCUUAUAGUGCAUCAGAGAAUUCACAUGGAAGAGAAGCCACACCAGUGGUCUACAUGUGAGAGUGGCUUCCUCCUAGGUAUGGACUUUGUUGCACAACAGAAAAUGAGAACUCAGACAGAAGAGCUACAUUAUAAAUACAGUGUAUGUGAUAAGAGCUUCCACCAGAGCUCAGCCCUUCUUCAACAUCAGACAGUACACAUUGGUGAAAAACCAUAUAUCUGUAAUAUGGGUGAGAAAGGUCUUGAGCUCAGCCCUCCCCAUGCAUCAGAAGCCUCACAGAUGUCUUAACCAGACAAGUUAUAAUACCAUAAAAAUGUAUUUACAUGUCAGAGAACUCAUUAAGAUAAGAACCCUAGGCAAAUCUAGACUUUCCAAAGCUCAGAAUUCAGUGGGGACCAGAAAGCCUGCAAUUGUAGGAAAUACAAGAAAUGUUUUGCCCAGAGAGCUGCCCUAACAGAAUACCUUAUCAGUCACUCCAAUGAGAAACUCUACAAAUACCUGGAGUUUUGGAAAACCUUCAGUCUGCGCUCAAAUUUCAUGACUGAUGAGAAAAUUCAUACAGGUCAGAAACCUUACGAAUGCAGUGAGUAUGAGAGAGCUUUCUAGCAGAGCUCAGCCCUCCUCGUUGUAAGAGAAUUCACACCGGAGAACAACUUUUAAAACGCCUUCAGUGUCAACAGUGCUUCAGACAGUAUGCACAUCUCAUUGGACUUUAAGAAAACCCACCUUGGGGAGAAACCUUAGCAAGUAUGAAAAAAGCUUCUAACAGAACUCUGACUUUCUUACCCAUCAGAGAAGCCAUACUGAUGAAAAAAUGUAUAUUUGUCUCAAGUGUGGCAAAAGCAUUAGUUGGAGAGCCUUACUUGGAUUUGCACCCCCUCAAAAAAAAAAAAAAACACAACAAUCUGAGGAAAGACUUGUAACAGGUGUCUGAAUGAGAAAAACUUGUCAAUGAUCAGCUCUUGUGGUACAUCAGGGAACUCACAUAAGUGAAAAGCCCCAUAAAUACCUUGAGUCUGAAAAAAGCUUUGCUAGAAGCUCCUAUCUUACUGAGCCCCAAAGAAUCCAUUCUGCUGGGAAGUUUGCUCCAGUGAGAGAUUCAGUUGUGGGUGAGAAUCUGUGUACGUAUAUGUAUGAGAAGAAUUGUUCUCAUAGUUGACCCAUAUAGUAGAGAUGACUUUAAAUGGAGUCAGUAUGGAAAUAGUUUUCGUAGAUACCCAGAAACUUGUUCUGGGAGGAGCUAGGGCAGGUCAGAGUAGACCUAAUGGGUAACUCAGGUAAAGAUGCUUUUCUUUUAUCUGAACCACUUAAUGAUUGCUUUACUUUUUUAAAUUCAGAAACCCAAUAAAGGAAAGGACCGUAACCUUGUGAUACAAGGUGUGACAUGUGUUACUGUUGGGGGAAAGUAGUAUAUUGCUUCUGUUGAUUUUUUUAAUCCUUUGCUACUAAUAUUUCGAUAGUAACAUGGGAAUCUUCCUGGCAGUGAAAAGAACUAAGAAGCGAGGGUAGUUAUCCUAGAUCAAAACUCUCCCAAUAGUUUCCCCUUUGCAGGACCAACCACAUAAGGCAGAAUACUCAGCUUUUUACUUCGUAUGAGUUGAGGCAUACCCUCAAACGUUUCCUUUUCCCUAAAGUAUAUUUCAGGUUGUCACUGAUAUUUGAAAUUUCUAUUUUAGAGAUUUUUUUCAACUCAAAAUGCAAAUUCCAGGAUAAUGGUUAUAACUUUGUGAGUAUCCAUAUUUUUGUGAUUUCAUUUACCGUCUCUUUCAGUGAUAGACACCACUAGUCAGCUCCUAGCAAAAUGGCUAGGGAAAGCCUGAAAGAAAGUUUAAGCCUGAGUGGGCACUGUAAAAAACAUGUAGUGAUGCACUGUUAAUAGAGGAACAAGACUUUUUUUUUUUUUUUUUUUGAGUGACUUCAAACCUGGUGUUCUUUUCCCUCCAUUAUCCUGCUGUUUAUAGCAAUUCAAGCCCCAUAAUGAUACAUUUUUCAUUUAUUUCAGUUCUGCCAAGGAAAGAGAAAAUACCUUUUAAUCACAGGGAAAGGAUUGCCAUCACCACAAUAUAAGGUAUAUAUUUGGCUUGGAAUGCAAGAUUCUAAAUGCUUAGAAGGAAAAAGUAGUUGGCAGAGUCAUCAGAAGUUUAAGGAUAAGCACUUGUCUCCAGUUUAACAGGAUAAUUAUGAUUGUCUUUAACAUUCUCUAGAAAUACUAUAAUUAAUCCAGAGAUCUAUCAGUGGUCACUUCUCAGUUUUUUUCUUCCCUCAGAUUAAAAGACAUUUAAGAUUCCUACAGUAUUUGGAACUCUGUAGACUGGUGAAUAAAUACUUUGUUGCUAGUUUGAGUUCUCUGGUUUUGGUUUCAUUUAUCCUAGCAGAUCCCUAAACUCCACAGAGUAUUGGCAUUUGGAUUCAUGAAGUUGGCCAGCUGCUACACUGUUACCUUGUAUAUGGCUCUAAGCUUUGAUCCUAAUAAUUCAUUAAUGAUCAUGAUAAUCUUAGGGCUAGUCAAUAUUAGAUCAUAGUGAUAAGGAAUCUGAUUCUAGGAUAUUUUUUUCUUUUAGAAAACAGAUCCUGGAAGUUUAUUUGAUCUGACGUGUUUCAGUAAUUUUUAUAAAUAGCUCUUAUACCAUGAAAAGUUGCCCAGUAUGAUAAAACACAAAAGAUGUAUUUUUUUCUCUUUGGUGAAAAUCAUGCCUAUCACUAGUAUAUGUUUGACAGUUGUAACACUUAAAAUAGUAUGGGGUGUAAGGCAUGGUGGUAAUGAAAAUUAGUCCUGUGACUACUUGUUAAUCAUUAGAGAGAAACUUGGAGAAGGGGACAAAGUUGGUAUCAUUAGCAGGGCAAUGACUUGCCCCUUCUUUCAACUAAUCUUAUUGGUAAUUGUUUCUAGUCUUUAAGUAAAUUAACGAAGGACCAUCCCUCAAACAGAGAACUUUGGGGGUAUAAAAUAGGUCUGAGAGCUUUUAACCAUGGGAGAGAAGGGUGUUGGUAUUAUUCAUAUAGCAUGACCUGAGGUUGGAGAGGACCACUUGGGAGCCUGUAACCAAAACUAGAAGGUAACUUCUGGGAUGGAUGAAGGUUCCCUUUAAGCAGUGCCAACCUAAAUCUACCUCAGGUAAGUAGUUAGAGUAACUUUUUCAAGAUUUCAGACCAAAUGAGACAAAUUGUAUUCAGUUGAUGUAUUCCUAUACCUUAAUGUUUUUGUUUGCCCUUAAUUCUUAAAUAAACAUUUAUUCUGAAAAACUCCA
Molecule: messenger RNA, 5988 nt
Organism: Microcebus murinus (gray mouse lemur)
Lineage: Eukaryota; Metazoa; Chordata; Mammalia; Primates; Cheirogaleidae
Gene: ZNF322
Product: zinc finger protein 322
Biological process (GO): regulation of transcription by RNA polymerase II
Cellular component (GO): nucleus
Molecular function (GO): RNA polymerase II transcription regulatory region sequence-specific DNA binding; DNA-binding transcription factor activity, RNA polymerase II-specific
Source: RefSeq, a predicted model, not a curated record